CACAACAUACUAAAUCUAGUCAUUCGAAGACUGUUGCUAAUUUGAUAUCUAGUUUUUGUCACGGGGGGAUUUUGCUGGCAGACUGAACAUGCGGCGGAGAGAGGAGAGUGCCUCAGCUGAGCAGAGAUUGUUUCCAACCUACAACAAAUCUCCAGACGAUGUUCCAAUCAGACCUGGGCAGACAUUCGGGGGUUCUAAUAAUAAGUCACAAAUCCGAAAAUUCAAUUUUCACCCAAGAGAUUUCAUAAACUCAAGACGGAGGGAUAGUGGCCCGGUACGUGCCUGGGGAGGACGAAACACCGCUAACGGCUCUGCGCAAUAUUCAACGCCAUCUCGACACCCGCUGAGCUCGCCAACAUUGGUUGAUAAUGAUGACAGGGUAUUGAAACGUCGGCGUCAUUCAUCUGGCCCAGUCAUUGAUUUAGUGGUUGAUGAUGACACACAGUCGGUUCACGAAGGAGACACACGUCGAGACCAGAGUGUGGAACCAACUGGAGACUAUGAAACGAAAGGAAACCCAACCCAAGUGUUUCAGGUCCCAGAAGAUGAUGACCCUGAGGAUGCUUCCGUGGAAGUGAAAUCGACCAAAGAAGAGAAUAGAUCAGGCGAAUCUAUAGAGAUUGACGAUAUUGCCCCCUUGCAGGUCGAAAAAGUCAACUCUACAACUCACGUCGUUAAAGACGCAGCUGACAGUGAAGAACACCAUCUUUCUGACAGGAGUGAAAGCCCGGAUGAGCUACAGAAGGACGUCACAUUUCGAACGUAUCCUAGAAAACCCGCUUCAAAUCUCCGAGCCAUCAAUUUCGAAUCAAUUUCCGAUGAAGACAUCCAAAAGCAAAGUAGGGGAUUAAAACGCAGAAUUUCGCCGAAUGAUAUCCGGCCAACACUCUUCAACUCGUCAAAUAAGACUCCAGAGAGAAGAUAUCCCCGCAGCCAGCGAUUUGUUGCAUCCCACAGACACCUAUUUGAAGUAAGCUUCUUUAGGUAUGGCAAUGUCAAAGUUGAAAACCGAAGCGUCCAGCUAUUCCUUGAUGAGGGGAAAGGAACUAUUGGACUGCUCACUUCGAGCAAGCUGCAACCGUCAGUGAGCGUACCGAUUCGCCGGAUAAUGCAGGUCCUAGUAGGUUCACAUAGUAGCUUAAAAACUCGAUUCAGUCUUUCCAAAAUUGAGGGUUCUGUGAAUCAGGAUCUGGUCGAUGUUGAGUUUGCAAGCGAACAAGAAAAAGACCAGCUUUGUUCUUUGCUACAAAAGAAAAAUGUGAAACUUCGUGAGAAAUUAGGGAAUUGGAUGGACAAAGCCUUUAAUAAUGUGACUACUAUCGACCUGAUUCAUCAAAAGCGGCCGAGCAGUCCCGGUAGUCCAGAGCCUGCCGACAGUACAAAGCCCGACCUAGUGAAACGACAAAGGUUAUCAGCGACAAUGCAAGGCGAAGAGGAAUCUCUCAAAGGUAUCAAGCAGCCACCACGUCGGAUGGCUUUACCAGUUACGCAGUCUUCUGGUCCAGUCAAGAAUACUCGGUCAACACACGACGAUGAAGGAAUCGCAAUCCCAGUGAAAACAUAUCAAGCAUUUCUCAAAGAACGGGAAACAAGAUGCAAGGAUCGCCAAGGUCUUGUUGACUUAGUCGAAAAUGAACCUAAUUCCAUCCCCGAGACAGCCUCCCCCGGUGACGGCACGUGGUCGAAACCACUCGUGUACCCGCGCGUGGGAAAGAAAAAGGCAGAAGUCAAUAGUUACGACCUCGAGCGCUUACGCGACGGAGAGUUUCUGAACGACAAUCUUAUAGGCUUGUAUGCUCGCUUCUUGGAGCAUUACCUUGAACGAAACAAACCAGAAGUGUCCAAGCGGGUUUACUUCUUCAAUUCGUAUUUUUAUGCCACGCUCACCACUCCUGUCAAGGGGAGAAAGGGAAUUAACUAUCCAGGCGUUGCGAAAUGGACGAGAAAUGUCGAUCUAUUCGACCAUGACUACGUCAUUAUCCCUAUCAAUGAAAGCGCCCAUUGGUAUCUGGCUAUAAUUUGCAACCUCACCAGUCUCAAGAGACGCUACAAGGCCGAGGAAGUAGAGGUCGCGUCGGAGCAAGAAUCUCCAGAGCAACAAGAGACGAUUGAUCAGAAAGAAAUCCCCGAGACUCCUCCUUCUGCAAAAGCUGCUACCCCUGAAGAGACCACCCGCGUCUCGCAUGCGUGGAUGAAAGUAAACGACGUCGUGCCAAACUCAAAUCCUCAAAGCGGCGCAGAUUCUGCCGAUGAGUGGCCCGAGAAGGAAGAGAAUCGGACUUCGCCACCUGGUGCUUUCCACAACGGAAAUUCUUUUGAACCCAAUCAGUCAAUUGCUGCUGAUACGGAUUUUGUGAAGAGGAAGAAGCCCAAAUUUGCAGGCCCGAUAUACUCGCUUGACCAGCCAACAAUCAUCACAUUUGAUUCACUCAAUGAACCUAGGCAGCAUGCUAUCAAGGUCCUGAAACAAUACCUCGUCGGAGAAUCAAUCAAAGCAAAGAUCCAAUUCAGCAUGAAGGAUGUCAAAGGCAUGACGGCCAAAGGAAUUCCGUUGCAGCCUAACUUUUCUGAUUGCGGUCUCUAUCUGCUAGCAUAUUUGGAGAAGUUUGUGCAGGAGCCAGACACAUUCAUCAGAAACCUGCUCCGGAGAGAAAUGGACACACAUAUUGACUGGCCUACUUUGAAGUCGGGACUGUUGCGACGGAGACUCCGCGAAUUUCUCUUCAAGCUGCAUGACGAGCAAGAAAGUGGUCGGGACACUGGUUUAUUGGUGGAUGCACAGCCAAUCUCUUACUUAUUAGGUCCCUCGACCGCUAAUCCGACUGAAAACGCGCAAGAUGCCGAAGCUGCCCCUGUUGCCGAACCGGAAAUUAUCGCUGAUUCUUUCCAAGAGAAGGAUAAAGAAGAUGAAGCCGAUUCAGAUGAGCAGUCUAUCGUUCAAGAGACGCAGAUUUCAGAGCAACAAAGCGCUCCAGAUCCUCCCCCUGAGCGGGAGACAAUCAAUGGGUCAAAAGCAGCGCAACAUGUCAGUGAGGUGGUCGAGAUUCCCAAAACACCAGAACGUGAAUUGCCAAACCGUGAAUCGAACGCUAAUGUGGAGAUACUUGACAGUUCGCCUGUUGACAUGAAAGACGCUGCAGAUAAAUCCGGAAAAGAAAGUCCUGGUCCUGGGAAGCGUGUCGAAGCUGAUAAAGAUGUGUUCGAAGACAUGUUUGAGUACCUUAGUCAGGACACUCCUCCACGGAAUAUUGUGGAGGUGCGAGUACCUAUUGUGCAGGUGCCGGGAACACCACCGUCGUCUAAAAAGCCUGGCAGAGACAGAACUAGUCCUCGACAGGUUAAGUCGAAGAGGAGGACUUCAUGA
This is a messenger RNA of Talaromyces stipitatus ATCC 10500, 3364 nucleotides long. Its product is annotated as Ulp1 protease family protein. Gene Ontology annotation, molecular function: SUMO-specific endopeptidase activity. NCBI's taxonomy places the organism in Eukaryota, Fungi, Ascomycota, Eurotiomycetes, Eurotiales, Trichocomaceae. The transcript is spliced from 5 exons. The record is from RefSeq and is a predicted model, not a curated record. Gene Ontology annotation, biological process: protein desumoylation. Gene Ontology annotation, cellular component: nucleus; cytoplasm. Bases 89 to 3364 code for a protein of 1091 amino acids.